CUGUCAAAAUACAAUUCUAACCUAAAAUGCAAUUGUUGUUUUGGAAUUUUAUUAUUUAGUUGUUUUCUUUUUUAUUUCCUAUAAUUGGUUCUAUUCUAGGUAAAAAUAAAAGAUUUAUGAAGUUACUUGCACAUAAUGUCCAAAAGAAAAGCUGUAGUUGACGACAUAAUUUACGAAUUAGAUAAAGAAGAUCUAGAAAGUAGUAGUGAUGAAGAGAAGAAUGAAACUAAGAAGAGUCGUACACUGAAUAACUCGGCUCCGGACGGAGAGAGUGAUUGUGUCGAAGUGGGCGAUAGUUUAGAAGUCGUUGAUGUUGAAUCUUCAGACGAUGCCAUAAGUAUACUGUCGCCUUCAACAAAAACACAAAAUGGGGGGAAAUCACCUCCAGCGUCAACAGACAUUGAUGUUUGCUCAAUUGAUAAAGAAGACCUUAUGGAUGCUGAAAAUACGUCUGCAGACGACAGCAUAAUACUUUUAAGUGAGGAUGUUGCUGACCUGAAUCAAGUCCAGGAUAGUCCAGAUAAUAUUGUUGUUGGGUGCGAGAAUAGGACACCUUUAGUUACAGUUAUGUUUAAAAACAAGCGAAUAGCCGUAGAAUAUAAGAAAAAGAUUAAGGAAUUUAUGCUUAAACUUAUAAAGUUACAUGAGGAUGAACAGUUAGGUUCUGGAGAUGAGACUGACUUAGAAUUAGAUAUCUGGCCGGAAGACCUAACAGGAGACGACCUCACUACGGCUUCACCAGCCCCUGAAGAAGUUAAUGAUAAAGAAGAUAAUAUUUUCUUCAUUGACACAGCACCUUGUGAAAGUACUGACUUUGAAAUUCCAUACUACAGACAGGCGGAGACAGUGUUAACCCAUGAAGUGGCAAAGGAGGACAGUCCCCCACCCACCCCGCGGCGAGGGCCGAGCUGCUUCAACUGUGAUGGAGCUCACCAGCUGCGGGACUGCACCGAACCCAGGAAUAAUGCCAAGAUCAUGGAGAAGAGAAAAGCUAUGAAUGCCAACAGAGUUGGCCGCUACCACGUGGAAGACGAGCAAAAGUACGGUCACCUGACCCCGGGGCGCAUCUCGGGGGCGCUCCGCCACGCGCUGGGGCUGCGGCGCGACGAGCUGCCGAUGCAUGUGUACAGGAUGCGGCUGCUCGGGUACCCGCCCGGCUGGCUGGAGGACGCGAGGAUCUCGCACUCCGGGAUCACCAUGUUUGACUCUACGGGUAAAGCGGUACUGGACCCUGAGGAGGAGGACGGCGAGGUGAGCGAGCCCGGCAGCAAGGACAAGUUCGACAUCAAGAAGAUACACGACUACCCCGGCUUCAACGUGCCCGCUAGCUCCCGGUAUAUCGAGGAAGCUCACUGCUACGGGCUCCCGCCCAUGUCAGAGCAGGACAGCAAGAUGCAGAUGCUGACCGUCCUCGCGCCCAACGCCAUGAUGGCGUACAAGCGCAAGAAGCUGGCGUUGUUCCCGAGCGCGUCCCCUAAUGCCACCGUGCUGGGCAGCGCCGAGAUGGAGCUGGAUGAUGAUGAAGACGUCUCCACACCUCUCUUCCCGUCAGUGCCCCCUCUCCCAGACGAGGCGCCGCCCCCUCCCCCUCCCCCGCCGGCGUGCCCGCCCCCACCGCCCCCUGUCUCACCCCCGCCCCCGCCGCCCCCCGCCUCACCCCCGCCGCCGCCUGCCGCUGACGACAGCAUACUACCAGAGGACAUCCCGCUACCCGAUGAUACCAUUGUGCCUGAUGAUAUAAUUGUGCUGGAUGAAGAUUGUGAUGAGACCCCCAGUAAACCGAGCAGUGGCCGCGAAAGCCCGUCCCUAGCAGACCUGGAGGAGAAGAAGCGACUCCUUCUAGCAGCCCUGGAGACCGGCACGCCCGCCAAGUCUCCUUCCCGGACCGAGAGCAGCCUCGACAUCGACGUGGUCACCAUAGACAACGAACCCGAGCCCACAGAGCAAGUAGAAGACUCUACAACAGAGAAUAUAGACGUGGUGACCAUAGAUGAUACAGAGGUUAGCAAGACCACAGACAAUGUUGAUGUGGAGCAUGUGGAAGAAGAUAAAGUAGAAAGCACUGAAGUGCCAAGCACUUCUGCGGAUAGCACGAAGAGUAAAACCGGUCCGGAUACACCACAGACGCCAAAAACGGGCUGCGUUAAAACAACCCUAUACGGUACUCCUGUUAUGAACAUCGCUUCUUCCUACGAAAAGUUACCGAGUGAUGAUAAGUUUGCCAAAGACAUUUGUGACGUCAUCAACUUCGAGAACCUUCCGGAUUCUACUGGGAAGUAUAAAAAGAUUAGUACUCUUCUGAAAAAGGUGAAGACGGAAUUGGACAGGAUACACGACUCAUAGUGCUCCCUCGCCUCUGAGGAGGUGACAGACUGAUGGACAAACAGACAGUGAUACUGCAGUGAACAUUCUACUGUGAAAACAGACUUUUUUGUAUGUGUCUUGUUGAGUCUUGGGAUUAUGUGAAUCUUAUUUUUUCAUCCGUAUAGCAGAUUAAUACAGACCUAGCCCCAUAUUCAUUAACUAGCAGUUUAAAAGAGGUUUGCAAUGCGAUACAAGUAUUUUGAACGACACUGUCUGGUCUGAAUUUCACUAGGAUUUAAAUAAGUCUACAACUGACUGAAUAUAAGUACAUAUUUUUGUACAACUACUCAUAAGACAUUAUGUAUAAGUCGGUCGGUCGUGGAGUAAAAUUAAUUCAGAUUCUUUCCCCCCUCCCUAAUCUAAAUUGUGAAAAAUAUUUUAUGUUCAUGUACAUUAUGAUUUGAGUUAAAGUUUCAGAGAACCACUGUAAUGUAUGAAAUAUUAAUUUACUCUUGAUUUCAUAGGCAAAAAAAACGUAAGUCUAUAUCCCAUUCCACUGGUAAAGACAUCAUACAUUCGAAUAAGGGUAGUUCAGUUUUCUUUGUAUCUGAUGCCGUUCCCCGUGGAAUGGGAUAUAGUUAGAAAGAAAUAAAAUUUAUUAAUUUUACCUCUUGAAAUAUUUAUCUUGAACGGUAAUACUCUUUUUACCAUUAUGGCAAUAUUUCCUUUAAUUAAGUACUUAUUUAUAUAUGAUUAUCGUACUUGAUCGCGAUAGUUUCAAAAUUGAUUAAUAAAACAGUUUUAUGGUGUCAUAACGAUUUAUUUUUUACACACAAUCUAUAAAUCAUGUUUAAAUUUAUAAAUAUUUCAGAAGAGUAGAUAGAAUUUCAUUCCAAAUAAUUUCCCAAACAAAUAAACGAAAAUACAUUUCGUUCCAUCAAUC
Messenger RNA from Plutella xylostella (diamondback moth), 3247 nucleotides. Its product is annotated as zinc finger CCHC domain-containing protein 8 homolog. Gene Ontology annotation, biological process: RNA processing. Gene Ontology annotation, molecular function: RNA binding. Gene Ontology annotation, cellular component: catalytic step 2 spliceosome. Lineage: Eukaryota; Metazoa; Arthropoda; Insecta; Lepidoptera; Plutellidae. The record is from RefSeq and is a predicted model, not a curated record.